This is a messenger RNA of Tetrahymena thermophila SB210, 4239 nucleotides long. RefSeq lists its product as hypothetical. The record is from RefSeq and is a predicted model, not a curated record. NCBI's taxonomy places the organism in Eukaryota, Ciliophora, Oligohymenophorea, Hymenostomatida, Tetrahymenidae. The transcript is spliced from 13 exons.
CAAAUUUAGCACACUAUUUAAUUAAUAAUUCUAAUAUACUCUGCUUAAUUAAGCACUUAAAAAACCAUCUUAUAAAAAAGCUUUAAAAAGUAAAAUAUAAAUAGCAUUUUAGAUAUAGCUUUAUGAUAUAGUCGCCAACAUAAGAGUUUCACAUAUUAGAUGAGGUUGCCAUAUUAAAAUCUAAAUUUGUGGUUAACAAAAAAAUUGAUGAUUAUGAAAAAAUCUCAAAAGCAAUGGCUUUCUUUUUCCAAAGCUUUUUAGAAGUACAAAAUACAUAUUUAAAUAGUUUAUAAUAGCUGUUAGAUGGAUAAAAAUAAGGUUAAAUGGUAGAUUAGCAAAUUAAUAUUUACAACAUAUUUUAAGAGUCAGAAUUUGAUAGAGACAUAAAUAUCAAGGAGUUUUCAAUCAAGCUUAGAAAAGAACUUUUAGAUAAAGUAGAACAAUAAAAGAAAUUUUGCAAUUAUGUUUAAACAGGUAUUAUAGGCGAAAUAAAUAAAAUAAAUGAAUAAAUGAUAGAUAUGAGAAGCUCUUUUAAUAGAAUUAUAGAUGAAGAUAUAAUUACAUCUAGACAGGCAUUUUUAAAAGAUUACGAAAAUGAAAAAAUACCUUUAACUUAAUUAUAAAACUGGUCAGAUGAUGCCAAUUCAGCUCUAUAGUGUUUGAUUAAUAAUUCUAAGAGCUAAUCAAAAGUUUCUUGCAGUAAACUAAUUGAUAUAGGAUAGAGAUUUCUCAAAACUUAAACAGCUUAAAAGCUGCAUUAGUACUUGGAAGAAGAGCAAGUAGAAUAAAAUUAAAUGAAUUUCUAGGGAAUUUCUAAAGGCAUAUCAUCUGUAGUAGCACCUUAUCACGAACAUAGAGAAUCUUAUUUUCCAUCAAACAGAAAGAGUAUGUAUUAAAAUAUUUAAGCUUCUCGAGACAUAAAAGAAAGAAAUAACACUCUCUUGAAAGAGAUGCUUCUUAAAAGUUAGAAUGUGAAUAAAAUAGUCGACCAAAAAGAGACUUUUUUCAAAGAAAAUUUAGAAGAAAACAAGUAAAAAGUUAAAUCAAAGAAAAAUAAAUAUGGUGAACAAAAGGAAGUUAACGAUUUGAAGGUUAAAAUAGAUUAUAAUUAUCAUUAAGAUUUAAUAGACUUGAUAACUCCAUUUACUGAUUAAUUAAAGAUUAAAUACAAUCAAAAAUAAUUUGAGAUUCUAUUAUAUAGCUUGAUUGUAUUUAAAAUAUAAAAUCAUGAUAUUUUUGACUAGGAUGAUAAAAGUAGCAUAAAAGAAUUGUUUAGAGAGUUAUUUAAAAUAACUCCUGAAUAAGAUGCUUUGAUUCACAGCAUAACUCAUAACUAACCUAUUGAUGAAAAUCUUUUAAACUCUUCUGCUAUUAAAGAAAAAGAUCUUGAUACUUCUGGAAGCUUCAUAAGCUCAAAAUUCAAAAGUAUUUUGAAUAUAAUGAAUAUAUUAUCUAAUAAAUAGUAGGCUGAAAAUUUUGAAAAGGGAAACAAUAUUUUAUAAAUUUUGCUUUAUAAAAUUAUAAAUUUUUCAGAAAAAGAUUCAUUAAUAUAGAAAAAUUAAGAUUUUAUGAAAAAUCUACUUUAACAUCUUCUAAUUACAGUUGCUUUAAAUAAUCAAUGGUACUGUAACAUUAAUUACGAAUUAAAUUCUGCUGAAUUUGAUUAAUCUGUUGAAUCAUUUGAGUCUUUUGCUAAAAUUUUCUUCUGUAAUAUAAUUAAAUAUGAAGAUAUUCUAAUGAAUAUAAAAGAAUAACAAACUUUGCUUAUCUAAACAAUCACUUACCCAUUAUCGUACUAAAUAAUCAAAAUAUUAAUUAAAUAACUUAUUUUCCCUUAUGAUCCUGAGCAACAAUCAGAUUUCUAGAUGCUACAUGAACAUUGGGUUGAUAGCUUUGAGUUAAUAAAGAGCUUUAGUGAUAAUUACUUGAAAUUGAGUAGCCAUACCUUAAAAAUUAUCCUCAUUUAUGAAUGUUAUACAAAUUAUAUUAAAAUGUUUAAAAGUGUAAAAAAGUUUUAGUUUUUACUUUGCUUUAAAGAGUUAACUUUAGAUUUCCAUUUUGAUAAUGAAAGAGGGACAUUUUAAGGUGAACAAAUUAUUUAAACUUAACUUGUGAAUGAGCUUGUGUUUGAUUUAAAAGAUGUUUGUGAUAAUAUCCAUAAAUAUGUCAUGUUAAGUCACUCUGCAUUUCCAUAUUUCUGCUAAAUAUAUGAUUAUUUACUAUCAUUUUACUUACUGAAUGAAAAGGACACAAAAUAAAAUUACAUAUAAUAGCAUUUCGUACACUCAGGAAAAAAUCUUUCUUUUGAGCUGAUGAAGAUUAGCGGUUUUGUCACAUUAAAGUAGCCUUCACUUAAUGUGAAAAUUCCUCUUGAAAAAUCUAUAAGUUUAGAAGCAGACCAAACAGAAUAAAUACCCUCUGAUAAUUAAUAGGAUAAAAUUGUAUAAGAAGAAAACAACAACAACAAUACAAAGUAAUAGUCUGCUAGCUUUCAAAAUAUUUCUACAAAAAAUUAAGAUUAAAAUAUAAAUAAUAUCUUUUUGCAUGAUAAAAAAGAUAACAGUUUAACAGAUUUCGAAAAUCAAAUUUAAUAUUCUGAUUUGGAUGACAUAUAAUAGCAAUAACCAGGUGAAAGCCAUGAUAAGCAGCUUAUAGCUGAAACAAAUUUGAAAAGAAUAUAUAAAAUUUUGAGCUGUCUGCAUGAAGAAAAAGAUCAUAUUUUUCUAUUUAGUAUCUAUAUUCCUGAAUUCUAAAGGCAAUUCGAUUUCAAAUAGCAUGAGUUAAUUGUUUUGUUUGUUGAUAAUCUCCUUUCAGAUAUCAAUGAAUAAAUUAAAAUUCUUAUACAAAAUAAAACUGAUAUUCCUAAAUCGUCAUAUGAAUUAAUACUUUUGAUAUGUCAAGAAUUAUAAAAAUUUGACAAAAUUACAAACUUCACUAAGGAUCUUUCAUAUUAUGAAAUAGCAUUACCAUUGCUUGAUUUAUGGCUUGAAAAUUACAAAUUUGAGUUGGCAAAUAUGACAACCAAGUGUAUUCAAAAUGAAAGAUGGGAAAAUCAAGAGAGCGUUGGGAAUCAAGUUUACUACAAUAGCAAAAAUAGCUAAGAUUUUGUAUCAAUCUUAUUUAAAUCCAUAGAGAAUCUUUUAGUUUUAAGUUGUCCAUAGUCUUUUAGCUUUACUAAAAUUAUAAAUUAUCUAAUCGAAACUAUUCUUUUAGAUACUUGCGAUUAUUAUUGCGAUAUUGUACUCUCUAGCUUGUCUGAAUUAUCAAAGAAUAUUCAAGAUAUAUAAUUUUAGCCAAUUGACAAGUACUGCGAAGAGAUUAUCAAAGAAGACAUAUUCCAAUAAGAAACUAAUUUGUAAGUUUUGAGAUCAAUUUGCUUGAGAUUAGGAAAUUUAAGAUUUUUGGCUGAUUAAAUUAACUAAAAUUCACAUCUGAAGGGAUAAAGUAUUUUAGAAAUCAUAAAUGAUAACAUCAACUUUGCAUCGAAAAAAGUUUCUGAAAUUCUUGGAAAAUCAUUUGUAUUCAUUUUUCUGAAGAAUUUCUUUGAUUGUUACCUAUAAAAUUUAGAUUCUCACUAGCUAAAUUAAUAAUCAAUUAAAGAAUUCUCUGUUAGUGCUUUUUAUGGAAUAAUCAAUCUACUCCCUAAUUAUAAGGCGUAUUUCUCAUUGAUAUUAAGAAGAGUUCCAAGAUCUUCAUUUAGCUAUAUUUAGAAUAUUAUAGUUGACUAAUUUGAAAAGUAAAUGAUUACUUGCUUUGUCGACAUAAAUAAGCUAGAUAAAAUACAAAAUUAAAAGAAGUUUGGCUUAUUCCUUCAAAAUGAAAUUGACUUUUGCCGAGAUUAUCUCAAAUCUUACUUCUAAGAAGGUUUCAACCUUUCUUAGGUGUAUAAAAUAGCUAUAUUAUAUUAAAAAGAAACAUCAGAUCUAAUAAUGUAAAUAUCAAACUAAAAUCUCCCUGAAUUUGACCAUUAACUAGCCUUCAGGAUUAUAUACAUGAGAAAAAAAUAUGACUAGUCUGCCAAAAAUUAUGUUACAAAACAUUAACACAAAUUUAUAUAGAAAAAAACUUUUAAUUUAAAAAAAUUCUUGCAAAAUAUUUGAAAAUGAUAAUAGUUUAUAUAUUGUAAAAAUUAAUAAAUGCAAUUUAUUUUUUUAACUAAAAAUUUUAGUUAAUUAAUAUUAAAAUUUAAAUGGUUGUUAAAAUAAAUUUUAUGAGGUAAAAUUUGAUUUAAAAAACUAU